This is a messenger RNA of Chilo suppressalis (striped riceborer), 3695 nucleotides long. NCBI's taxonomy places the organism in Eukaryota, Metazoa, Arthropoda, Insecta, Lepidoptera, Crambidae. The record is from the annotation of a GenBank genome assembly.
GUAUGAAACGAAUUAUUCACAUAAUCUAAAAUAUUUUUUUUUACUAAAAUAAUACUAAUUUAUGUCCAUAUAUUAUAAAAUUUAGGAAAACUAUUCUGUCUAUUUUCAAUAUAUGUAAAAGUCGGUUGAAAAAUAUUUUUCUGAAUGCUAAUUAAAAUUUUGUAUGUAAAGGGACAUCUCAAAAAAAGCAUUUUGCCAAUUAAAAUGAAAAUGCCCUGCUCCACUUUUUCGAAAAUGGCAUCCAUUUUAUCUAUAACAGGGCGACCAGAGUGACGUGCAUCUUUGACAUCGAAAUUUCCGGAUUGAUAACUCUUAAACUAAAUCUGUGCUAUUCUCACAGACACUGCACUAGGUCCGUAAAUAUCACAAAAACAAUUCGCGACUUGCGUUGCAUUAUUACCUUUUUUGUAGUAAAAUUUUAAAAUGUAUUGAAUUUCUUAGUUAUAGGUAAACCGCUUAAAAUUCAUUUAUCUUGGCAGUAAGAAAAACAAAUGAGAAUCAAACAUUUUUCUAAUUUGAAUUUGGAAUUAUCUUCUUUAAUAUUUAAUACUUUUUAAUGAUACCAAAACCAGCCAGAUACAAAUGGUAAAAGAGAUUUUAUUACAAAUUCAUACAUACUAUAAUUCGAAAAUACUUUUCCCCUAACCUAUUAUUUUAAUUUAGAUGUAAUUUUUCUGUCAAGCUUUACACAAGACGUGAUAUUAUCAUGUCUUAAAACUCGUAAAAUAUUUCUUUACAGUAAAUAGAUUUGAAAUAAAAAAUACUAUGUGUACUUGUAACUUGUAAUCGUAAAAACUUAUGUUAAUAUCUUAUUGGCUUGAGAAAGUGUUUGACUUAUGCUCAUAGUCUUGGAAAAAGUGAAACUUGUGUUGAUGUAAAUAUAAAUUAAGUACUGAAAGGGUGAUUAUGUGAUUAGUUAUUUUAUAUGUAUUUAAACCGUUCCGUGUGUUGUUGUCGCUGUGCGUUGUCGUUUUCUUCAUAAAUGUGAUUUUGUUGUACGUGCUUGCCGCGCUAAUCGGCAUAAUCUCCGAAAAUUGCCUCGAAUUAUAUAUUAAAAGCGGAAGUUUAUUUGUUUUUUAGUUACAUUCUGCUCGUUCAAACUAUCGCUCUAAAGGAGUAAUAACAACACCAAAAUAACUGGUAAAUUGUCUUAUCUGGUGUUUUAAAUAUUUUUUUAAUUCAAAGUAUAUUAACAAUUUUGACAGUAAUUACAUGUUGAGUCCUUACUUAGUCCCAAUUUAUAAUUAUAUUGUUAUUUACAAUUGCUGAUAAGAUCGAUGUGAUAUUGUAGCUUUUGAUUUUGUGAGUGACAUUUCGGUCCCAAUCCGUAUGUGUAACAAACGUCAUGAAAGUAAACUAUUUGGGAGAUAUAAAUAAGAGAUGGCUUCACUUCGUACAUUCAUUCUAUUCGUAUAUACGUUAUUCGAACGAAUAACGUUAGAAUGAAUGUACUGGAAAAUAUGUUUAGUGUAAAUGUUAGUGACAGACUGGAGAGUGAAAUGAAAUGCGAACACUGUUGACUGAAUAGUUCCAAAAGCCGAUGUAUGCAGCGAUUGAUGAAAGUUGAGGAAACGAUAGAAGUACUUAGGUAGGUAUGCUUGGAUCGUAGUGAGCAGAAAUCAAUUUCUCUGAGGCACACACAUACAACUUUAAUAAGAUAUGGACGACAGUGAAGAUAAGUAUUUAAUAAUUAUUAUAAUCUAAUGAAUAAUUUUAUUUAUUACUAGUGGUACGCCCUCGCUUUACUUCGGUGUAGAACUGUAGUGUAGACUACAUUUAUUUUUCUUAGGCUUAUAUUAUAUACAAUGACUUUCUUCAUAUAAUUAUAAACAUUGGGUGAAAAUUUAUUUAACUGAUAGUAAAAAUUUUGUUGCGUAGUUUAGGACCCGUUGUAUCGUAUGCAACAAUGCUCUGCUGUUCCUAUUUAAAAAAAAUUUUUUGUAUUGCUCUAUAACAUCAGGCUACGAUCAGUAGCAGCGGAGCACCGGUGAAGAAUGUUGCUAAAACGGGUAAAAACAUUCCAUUUGCGAGAUUCCGUUGCGUGUGCUGGGUAAACGGUUAAAGUUACACAAAAAUCAUGUAUAACGGAAUUGUUCCUCUUAAAAAGUUCUGUAAAAAAGUCCGCGGCAGCAUAUAUGUCCAUAUUUUAAGUUUGACUCACUUUAACCUUUUUCUUCAAAUUAACGCGGGUGAACCGCAGGGGACCUCUAGUUGUGACAUAAAUGUGAUAGUUUUUUUAAAAGUAAAUUUGUUUCGAAAUUGUAAGUUUAUUUAUAUUUUAUUUAUUGAACCGUUUCGCUUUCGUAGUUUAUUUUAUUUGUGGUGAUCAUGCAGACCGGACCAGAGAGUGGCCGGUAGCGUGAUAGUUAGAUAGCGUAGAUAUUGAUGUCCUUUAUAAAACUUUAGUAGAUCACUUUGUUCUAUUGUCAAUGACUUCUGUAGCGUACUUGAUAUUAGGUUAUUUUUUGGUAUUUUUACACACGUAGAGUUACAGUAUCGAAGUUUUCAUACGGAAAUUUUUUUUUGAAAAUACUCUAUAGCCUAUGCUCAUCAAGGAUAAUGAAGGACUCUAAAUGUGAUUUUUUUUUUCGAAUCGGUCCAGUACUUUCGGUGCCUAUUCAAUACAAACCGACAGUCAACUCUUUCCUCUCUAUAAUAUUAAUUUAAUAUUUAUUAAGGGUUGUUAUAGCAGUAAUUCCAAAAUUAUUUGAACCUUUUUUGUUUUGUAUUAUUCAGAUACAUUGUUUUCAAAGCAAAUAAUGAAAUCCAAUUUAGUUUUAUGUAAGCAUUAUUGAUGACGAAAAACAUUACAAUUCAAGAUAAACUACUGAGGAAAUGCUACGGAUAAAGUUGAGGAGAAAAGUUGAACAAGAUUGAUUUAUUAGUAGUCAAGACAUCGAUGAGGAACUACUAAAACAAAAGUGCUAUCAGCGAACACGUUGAGCGGAACAAGCGCGGGUCUGGUGCCACUUAUUCCAGAGGCUGCCCUAGGUGCGGUGGAUAUGGUUCAAGAGGGGGAGGGCGGCGCGACCGGUGACGGCCUCAUCGCGCCGCGCCGUCUCCUCAACCCGUGCCUUGAGAACCCGCAGCGCUUGGACCUGCAUCGCGAGCUGCUCUUUAAUCAGAAAAUGGGUACUUACCAGGCCCGUGCCCAGUGCCGCUUAUUCCAGAACCUGCCCUGGGUGCGGUGGAUAUGGUUCAAGAGGGGGAGGGCGGUGCGACCGGGGACGGCCUCAUGCCGUGCCUUGAGAGCCCGGACUUACCGAGGCCCGCAACUUGUGCCGCUUAUUCCAGCGGAUAACCUGAGUGCGAUGGAUAUGUUUCACGAGGGGGAAGGCGGUACGACCGGGGACGGUCUCAUCUCGCCGCGCCAUCUCCUCAAUCCGUGCCUUGAGAGCCCGCAGAGCAUGGACCAGCAUCACGAGCUACUCUUCGAUAACAAAAUAGGAAAAAAUGUCCUCAACCAAAAGAGUGAACUCCAAAGGGCCCUUUCAAAACACAAAGAGAAGCAGAUUAUGAAUCAAGUACGAGAGCACAAGGAAACUCCAGAAUUGGAACGAGCAAUAGCCGAACGGGCUCGUAGGUUGGAGCAAGCGGAACAGAGCACAGAAGAGCCAGACCCCGGCACCAAUCCCACGCUGCAGGAAGUGCGCGCUAGACUGCGGCACGCGGCGCCACCCACUUCGGCGCAUUGA